This is a messenger RNA of Heterobasidion irregulare TC 32-1, 793 nucleotides long. RefSeq lists its product as uncharacterized. The record is from RefSeq and is a predicted model, not a curated record. NCBI's taxonomy places the organism in Eukaryota, Fungi, Basidiomycota, Agaricomycetes, Russulales, Bondarzewiaceae. The coding region runs from base 38 to 271 and encodes 77 amino acids. The transcript is spliced from 2 exons.
GUCGCUCCCGAAUCCAUUCUGCCCGUCCUUCUUCUCCAUGUCUCGCCGAGUGGCCGCCUUGCUCGAACCCCGACUAACAGUGCUUUCACCUCUCCCAAGUUGUUCCCGUCCGUUCUCAAUGCGCUUGCCUCCAUCAGCGUGGAAAAGGCCGACAGCCAUCCCACUGCCGUCGCUCUUGAAAACACUCAAGACAGGACGAAGCUCUUCGUCGCCUGUGACACUGGCGUGUCCACCCAGCUCAGCGACCACCUCUCGUCCAUCUGGGUAUUGAUACGCCAAAUCAGCAACCGGGUUCCUCUCCACCUUGCCUCUCCCCAGGCCAACACCCGUGCGUUUUCUGACAAGGAGAUUCGUGAAUGGGAGCGUCAGCUCGCUGCUCAGAUCUACCGCUUCUCUUGGCAUAAGUUUUGUGCCCGCAUUCACAAAAGAAUGGAUAGCCUCUUGGACGGUUUGAAGCUCAUGGUGGAAUCCAGCGCAGAAACUCAGCAGCCGGAACGACACAAGCUCUGCAAGUACCUUCUGGAUUCUUUCUAGUCCGUUCGCACGGUCGUCACCAACACUUGCCCAAACGAUACGAUGCUCGUCGGCAUCAACACUGCUUUCCUGGCUCUCUCGGCAGGCCUUCGACCCUACCUUGAUUCCCAUCAUUCCCUCUUGGGGAUUCUAUUCAACACCGCAUGAGGAAUUGUCGCAUCAUCGACUUUUUAUUCCCAUCCGACCCUAUCUCGAGAAAACCUUCUCGCUCAUGCGCUGUCACCAAACCCUCCUUUCAGCCGCUCACUCCCGAACGUAC